AUGGGUGCUGAUUUCGGCGUACCUGAACCAGAACCUGUAGAGACAGAAGAAGAACGAAUCGAUCGCGAACUAGCGGAAAACGAAGCAUCGAUAGCCGAAUUACAGGCCCAAAUACGGGGUGCGUUGCUGCGAUUGCGCCUUGGGGAAAAGAUGCAGCAAUUUUGGGAUGAGGAGGAUUGGUUGAUUGAUUUGCAAUCUCGCAUACGUGGCGACUUUACCCGGCAGAUUAUGAGUUAUCGGCUCCAGAUGCGACGUUCGGCAGUCAUGGUUCAAAGCGCUGUACGAGGAUUCCUGGUUCGAGAGAGAUUGAGAAGCAGCGAUGAUUUUUGGAGAACUCAUGAACCAGAAGUUCUGGAUCUUCAGAGCAUGAUACGGGCCAAGAAGGUCCGUGAUGAGGUACGAGACUUGCUGUACAUGUUGGACAAUUGUAAAGGGCCUGUCCGGGAGAUUCAGGCGGUUUCCAGGGGCUUCUUAGUCCGUAAGAACAUGGUAGCUCAGCGACAAGAGACGGAAAAGUCUUCGCGAGAUGUUGAGAAACUCCAGGCUCUUGCCCGUGGAAUGGCGUUGAGAGCGAGGAAUAGGAAGGACCUCCGUGCGUUAGACGGACAGGCUGGCACGGUUGUCAGGUUACAAGCUGCCGCGAGGGCUUUGCUGACCAGGACUCAGAUCGACCACGAACAGCAACAGCUGCGUGCCCUCGCACCGAAAUGGGAAGCGCUUCAAGGUGUAAUUCGAGGAAAACUUGUGCGACAGAAGCAGGAAUCUUACAAGGUGGAAGCUAAGAAACACGAGUUCAAUGUUGGCCUUCUACAAGCGGUGAUAAGAGCAGGCGCCGUGAGGCGCGAAGUCACACGAACAUUGGACGCUCUAGAGGAAAGUAGAGAGGAAAUUCUUCUUCUUCAAUCAAGUGCAAGGGGCAUGAUUGAAAGACUCAAGAUUUCUGCCCUCCAACAACAGCUCAACAGACACACGCCCCAGAUCAGCAAACUGCAAUCCCGCCUACGAGGCUACCUCUACCGAAAGCAACACCAUGCACUCCUGGACGAGCUCAAUUCGCACAACGAGGCCACAGCCGCUUUCCAAGCAAUCCUCAAGGCAAUGAUGGCUCGUUCAAGAGUCGAUGACAUUCUCACCGAGCUUGAAGAAGAGGAGGCGGCAAUCAUUGCCUUCCAGGCUGCGGCAAAGGGAUUUGUAGUUCGCGGCAAGUUCGAGGAAAAGAAGCGAUACUUCAACGAAAACAUGAAGAAGGUCAUUAAAAUACAGAGUUUCGUCCGUGCCAAGGUACAGGGCGAGGCGUACAAGAGCUUGACUACCGGCAAGAAUCCCCCGGUUAAUGCGGUCAAGAACUUCGUCCACCUUCUCAACGACAGUGACUUUGACUUCAAUGAAGAAGUAGAGUUUGAGCGGAUGCGCAAAACAGUCGUCCAGCAAGUGCGCCAAAAUGAAAUGUUGGAGCAAUAUAUUGACCAACUGGACAUCAAAAUCGCUCUCUUGGUGAAGAACAAGAUCACACUGGAUGAAGUUGUUCGACACCAGCACAACUAUGGUGGCAACUCAAUGGGACUGUUGGCAAACAGCACAAUUACUUCUGCCAAUCAAUUUGACCUAAAAGCACUCAACAAGAGCUCACGGAAGAAACUAGAGUCAUAUCAACAGCUCUUUUUUAGCUUACAAACGCAACCCCAGUAUCUUGCCAGGCUUUUCAAGCACAUUCGAGAGCAGGGCACAUCUGAAAAGGAGUGUAAGAGAAUCGAACUUCUCAUAAUGAGUCUGUUCGGUUAUGCGCAGAAGCGACGCGAGGAGUACUAUCUUUUGAAAUUGGUUGCCAGGUCUAUCCGAGAGGAGGUGGAAGGGUGCCGAGCUAUACAAGAGUAUGCCCGCGGCAACUAUUUCUGGCCGAAGCUCUUGGGUAACCACACUCGAUCGCCUAGGGACCGCAAAUACCUGCGUAGCCUCCUGGGCCCGUUGAUCCGCGACAAUAUCGUUGAAGACCCUGCCUUGGACUUAGAGAGCGAUCCCAUGCAAAUCUACCGCUCUGCCAUCAACAACGAGGAGCUUCGAACUGGCCGCCCCGACCACCGGCCACUCGAUGUACCCCGAGAGGUGGCUAUCAGGGACCCCGAGACUCGGCGCCUGUUCAUUGAUCAUCUUCGGGAUUUGCGAGAGAUUUGCGACCAGUUCUUCUUGGCACUGGAGGAUGCGGCCCAUAAGAUGCCGUAUGGUUUGCGAUUUUUGAGUAGCCAAAUGUUCCAAGCCCUGUGCCAACACUUUAACCGCGAGCCGCAAGAAAACCUCCUCCAGCUUGUGGCUAACUGGCUCUGGAGAUUCUACUUGCAACCCGCAUUGACCCAGCCAGAGCAGUUGGGAGUGAUUGAAAAGUCAUUGAGUCCACUUCAGAGGAGGAACUUGAGCGAGGUUGCAAAAGUUGUCGGGCAAAUCGCUUCUGGACGGCCUUUUGGUGGAGAGAAUAUUUACCUGCAGCCACUCAACAACUUCGUCACGGAUUCUAUUCAACGCAUGCGGCAAAUCAUGCAGAACUUGAUUUCUGUGGCGGACGCUGAAAGCACUUUUGGUGUCGACGAAUUCAAUGACCUCUACGCCAAGAAUAAGCCAACUCUGUAUAUCAAGAUGACUGACGUCUUUGCAAUUCACAACCUGGUGGUUUCGGAGCUUCCCUUCAUGUGCCCAUCACGAGAUGAUGUCCUCCGGGAGAUUAUCCAGGACUUGGGCAAUGCUAAGAGCAAUGAAAACGAGAUGAAUGCUGCAGGAACUUCGGACAUUCAGAUGUUUCUUACCCCCAAGUUACACGACGUUCAGGACCCAGAGGAGGAUGUCAAGACACUCUUUAUGGAGACAAAGCGCUGCGUCCUGUAUAUCAUCCGGGUUCAGACUGGCGCAAACCUCCUGGAGAUUUUGGUCAAGCCCAUCUAUGAAGAGGAUGAGGAAAAGUGGCGAACAGUAUUGCGCGAUGACUUUUCUAACGACGGCAACACUCGCGGAGCAUACUCAGACACCAACAUGGUGGAUGUUACAAGAAUGACGUACUAUGAACUCAAGCGUACGGCGCUCGAAAACGUUAUGCGAUUAGAACAGAUGGGACGUAUUUCGAAGCAAAACUACUACCAGGACGUUCUUAACGCCAUCGCGAGCGACAUUCGAACCAAGAGCCGCAGAAGAGUCCAAAGGCAACGGGAGCUGGAAGGUGUACGACUCACUCUGGGUAACCUGCACGAAAAGGCCAAAUACCUCGAACAACAAAGGAAGAGCUAUGACGAUUAUAUUGAGCAGGCAAUGGUGACACUGCAGACCAAGAAGGGCAAGAAGAAGUUUAUUCUUCCCUUCACAAAGCAAUACAACCAUCAGCGUGAACUUGAGCGAAGUGGCCGUGUACCCAAGUUCGGAAGCUACAAAUAUAGUGCCAGAACGUUGGCAGAGAAGGGGGUACUGGUGUCCUGGGCUGGCCUCAAUGACCGUGAAUGGGACAAGAUCAACAUUACCAUUUCAUGUGACGAGGUCGGCGUGUUUGCCCUCGAAGGAUCACGAGGGCACAUCCAAAUGCCGGGUGCCAGCGCCUUGGUACCCAUUGAAGAUAUGCUACAAGCGCAAUUCGAAGCCCACCAGUUCAUGAACUUGUUCGAGGGCAGCUUGAAGUUGAACGUCAACUUGCUGUUGCAUCUCGUAUACAAGAAGUUCUACGGAACAUAA
Pochonia chlamydosporia 170 is the source of this 3705-nucleotide messenger RNA. Its product is annotated as Ras GTPase activating protein. The transcript is spliced from 2 exons. Lineage: Eukaryota; Fungi; Ascomycota; Sordariomycetes; Hypocreales; Clavicipitaceae. Gene Ontology annotation, biological process: regulation of actin cytoskeleton organization; regulation of GTPase activity. Gene Ontology annotation, cellular component: cytoplasm. Gene Ontology annotation, molecular function: protein binding; GTPase activator activity. The record is from RefSeq and is a predicted model, not a curated record. Bases 1 to 3705 code for a protein of 1234 amino acids.